AUGGCGAUCGAAAGUAUCCCUGAAAUCCCUGGAAUCGACAGCUCAAACGGUUCAAGAAAUGUAACGACGUCGUCGUCCAACAACCGUUCGGCCUUGAACUGGCCGUUCCGUGGCCACUCACUAUCAUCUGGGCAGCAUUCCGCCCAGCACUCUGCUAAGCACUCAGCGCAGCACUCCGCCAAACUUUCACAGAACUCUUUCGCACGCUCGCACUCCUCCUUUGGACGCCGUAACAGUGGUUGGAUUAACUUGAGACCCGCCUCAAGUGUACUUGGGAGCGACAUCAUCCCUGACUAUGUAGUCAACUUCCUCCGGGGCGAGACCCCAGAGUCUCUCGCCAAGAAGCGGGAGAAGGAGGAAGCCGGGAGAGCGGAGAACGAGGCGCAUGUCCUCAGCGACCGGUUUAGUGGUUUCGAUUUCUUCUCGCAGUCGAGGUCGGGUUCCCGGGCAGGAGAUGUGGAAGGCAUGCUGGCAGCCGGGGAGGGACAGCAAGGAUUUGCAAGGAAGAUGAUGACAGGAUGGCGAGCAGGAAUUGUGCUCAUCAUCUUCCUUGGCCUUCUGAUCCUCGUGGGCACUAUCGUGUGCCUGGUGCUCGCGGUCAUCAACAACUUUUUGACGGCCGAGGAAAUGGCCGUAGUCACCAAAGACUGCGCUGAAAUUGGGCGGAUCGACCAAGGAAUCCAGGCCGCCGUCAACGUCCUGUCUCUGUUCUUUAUCGCAAGCGCGACAUAUGUGUCGCAAGUUCUCGUCAGCCCGACCCGGGAGGAGGUGGAUGCCGCUCAUGCCAAGUUUAGCUGGUUCGACAUUGGUAUUCCGACAUUGAAGAACUUUGGCGGCAUCUCUACUCUCCGCACGGUGCUCGCCCUCACAGCCGUCUUCCUUGCCGUCGGCUCCCAAAUAAUCUAUAAUUCUCUCAUCUUCACCGAUAUUGGAACGUCGAAGGCUAACGAUGAAACUUGCUCUCUUAUUCUCAAUGGCCCCAUCCUUGGGGCCCUUGCUGUUCUCAAUCUUCUGUUUAUCUUAGUAUUGGCCCUGGCCCUGGCCACAACCUCGACCCACAACCCCCUUGUAACUUUGGGCGAUGCUCUUAGUUCUUUCCUCGCGGAUCCCGACUCGACGACCCAGGGCGCAUGCCUCCUGUCCAAAGCCGACAUCAAGACAGGCUUGUGGGCGAACGGAGAGAUCAAGUCUAAGUACUGGUUCAACGAGCCACACCGGUGGUAUCAGACCCCCUCGCGAACGAGGUGGCUGAUCUGGGCCGUCAUCUGGCUGCUCUCUGCGGGUAUGUCAGCGGCGAUGCUCAGCGUGGUCAUGGUGGACAACUCGAAUGCCGCCUUCCAGGCCCUCGAGACCCCCACGAAGACGUACAUCCUCUCCAAGGGGAUCCCCUCAGCCGGUGUUGGGGUUCUGCUCGCCCUUCCGCACCUCAUUCUCGCGGCCCUCUACUUCUCGACCAACGCCAUGCUCAGCGUGCUCUACCUCUCACACGAGUUCGCCAAGUAUGCCGAGGAGGCCAUGGCGCUUCGGGUGUCUAGCUAUCCGUUUGGUCUGCAGAGGGCCUCUCUUUACAUUACCCUUCCGCGACCCAUUUCGUGGAUCUUAUUCUUUGUAUUCGCAGCCAUGGGAUUCAUGCUGAGCCAGGCCUUCAACCUUGUCAAGGUUGAUGACGGCUAUGUGCUUGGAAUGAACCCACUGCCCACAGUCAUUCUACUCGCCCUGGUAGCCGCCACUGGUCUCCUUGUCCUGGGCAUGUCCCUUCGGCGGACCGACUUCCCACCGGCAGAGGGCGAGGAAAACAGGACGGCGAACCCCCUGAUCCUGCCUGGAGGUUCCUGCUCUGCCGUGUUGAGUGCUCGAUGCCACCGGGGGACGCGCGAGGGUUCAGGGAUGGUGGCCCAGGUAUUGGGAUGGGGAGUGAUCCAGGAAAACUCUGAUCCCAAGGUCGGACACGCAGCCCUGUCAGGCCUGCCAGUUGAGCCAAUGAAGGUUGGCAAGGCAUACGCCUAA
This is a messenger RNA of Clonostachys rhizophaga, 2007 nucleotides long. The record is from the annotation of a GenBank genome assembly. Lineage: Eukaryota; Fungi; Ascomycota; Sordariomycetes; Hypocreales; Bionectriaceae.